Triticum urartu is the source of this 594-nucleotide messenger RNA. The record is from RefSeq and is a predicted model, not a curated record. NCBI's taxonomy places the organism in Eukaryota, Viridiplantae, Streptophyta, Magnoliopsida, Poales, Poaceae.
CUGUGUACGGCUAUGCUGCUGCUGUUUUCACUUCGUAGCUAAGUUACUACUGCCGACAUGCAACUGUACCAUUUUACUUCUAGGCUAAGUAAUUUCUACUGCUGCCGCUGCAUGGAAGUUACCCGAGACAAGGUUUAACUCAACAGCCUCGACCUUGACACGCUCCGCAACCACGGCGUCGACGCCUACAUGCUCGGCGCGCUGCUCAUGGGUUCCGGCCUCAUCGGCGUCGGACACGGGCGGCCGCUGUCGUGGAUCACCCACGCCGGCGCCUACGACGUGGCGUACCUUCUCAAGAUUGUCACGGGCGGCGCCCCGCUGCCGCACGACGUGGCCGGGUUCCUCGGCGCCAUGCGGUACUACCUCGGCCAGCAGGUCUACGACGUCGCCACGAUGGCGGCCGAUUGCACGGGCAUGCCGGUGGGGCUGGACUGCAUCGCCACUAACCCGCGCAUCCAUCCGCCGUGGGGGAGCCCUCGCCUCGCAGGCGCCGCCGGCGUGGGCGCGCUUCUGGCCUUCAGGAUUUUGAAGGACGGGCGGUUCCGCGGCAACGUGGAGAGGUUCCGAGGCCUGCUUCAGGGCCUGCAGCAUUAG